Messenger RNA from Maylandia zebra (zebra mbuna), 1284 nucleotides. RefSeq names its product acyl-CoA binding domain containing 6 (gene acbd6). Gene Ontology annotation, molecular function: protein binding; fatty-acyl-CoA binding. The record is from RefSeq and is a predicted model, not a curated record. Lineage: Eukaryota; Metazoa; Chordata; Actinopteri; Cichliformes; Cichlidae.
ACGGACCAACGGCAGAAAGAGAUCCGACUGUUGCGGAUUUGCUACGAUAACGGAUUAAAAUCCAAGUCUUUGCUGAAACACUUUGCAGACAUAAUAUAAAUAACAGGCAGCUGCUCUCCGUACGCUUCUCCGCGUUUCUCACGGAGAUCCGCGGCUCCCGUCGUUUGAGACGCUAUAAACAAUAAUAACAAUGGCUUCUGGUUCGCCGUCGUCCUCUCCGGACACCGCGACGGGCUCAGGUACGGAUCCAGCCCGGCCCGACACAGGAGAGCCCCUCGGUGGAGCAGGCUCGGACUCGGAUUCGGACUUGGGUUUGAGUAAAUUUGACUGCAGCGCCAUGGAGGUGGGGGACCGGCUGGAGGGAGAAGAGCUGGAGCGCGAGUUCGAGUCUGCCGCCGACCGCGUAAAAGACUUGAUACAGACGGCCAGCAGGGACCAGCUGCUGUACCUGUACGCUCGCUAUAAACAGGUCAAAGUGGGGAAGUGCAAUACACCAAAACCUGGUUUCUUUGACUUUGAAGGACAAAGAAAAUGGCAAGCCUGGAAGCAGCUUGGAGACAUGGAUCAGGAACAAGCAAUGCAAGAGUAUAUUUCCUGUGUCAACAUCUUAGACCCUGAAGGCAGCACGAAGGAAAGACGAGGAGCGGAAAGGAGAACAGGCUUCGGUGCAGCAGUCAGUUCCCUAUACCAAGAAGAGAUGAUCAGGGAAGAGGAUAAGAACAUCUUUGACUACUGCAGAGACAAUAACAUCGAAUACAUCACCAACGCCAUCACCUCCCAGAACGUGGACGUCAAUAUACGGGAUGAAGAGGGCCGGGCUCUCCUGCACUGGGCCUGUGACAGAGGCCACAAGGAGAUGGUGUCUUUAUUACUACAGCACAAAGCAGAAAUCAACAUUCAGGACGAUGAAGGACAGACGGCGUUGCAUUAUGCGUCGGCGUGUGAAUUUGUUGAAAUUGUGGAUCUGCUGCUGAAAUCUGGAGCUGACCCAACUAUCACAGACCAGGAAGGUUGUCUUCCUGAGGAGGUCACUGAUUCCCGUGCGAUCUCCCUUCUCCUGCGUGGGUACACUACUUCGAAAGGCUGAGUCGGCCUUGCAUCCCACCACCCUGUUAUUCCAAUCUCCUAGUCUCCUCCCUGCUCCCCUCUUUUGCCCAGCCUUCCCAUAAUCCUUCAUUCAUCCCUGCAGAGACUUCUUUCCCCCUUUUCAGCCCUAACAGUCUGUAGACCUGGACUGCAGACGGGUUUUGUUUUCUAUUUUGUCUUUUUUUUUUUUUUUUUUUU